Molecule: messenger RNA, 4472 nt
Organism: Malaya genurostris
Lineage: Eukaryota; Metazoa; Arthropoda; Insecta; Diptera; Culicidae
Gene: Cand1
Product: cullin-associated NEDD8-dissociated protein 1
Exons: 9
Coding region: 239-3943 (1234 amino acids)
Biological process (GO): protein ubiquitination; SCF complex assembly
Cellular component (GO): nucleus
Source: RefSeq, a predicted model, not a curated record
AUUUCUGUUGUUUUAUGCCGACCGGUGUUGGACAUUUCAGAUAGCUAAAUUCUAGCAUUUCAUUGCGUUUUCGUCUGAACGUCAUUUGAGCGCAGUAGUGAAAAUUGGUAAAUUUUAAGCUGAAUUGAUUCAAAACCUCAUUGAAGCUAUCAAAAAAGUUGUCUGUUAUUCAGUGUAAUCGAAUAGAAGAUUUAUUGUUUUUCAAAACCACUUAGAAGGAGCCAAAACAGCCACAACGAUGGCGUCCUAUCAGAUUGCGAAUUUACUCGAAAAGAUGACAUCCAACGAUAAGGAUUUCCGAUUUAUGGCGACGAAUGAUCUGAUGACUGAACUCCAAAAAGACAGUAUCAAGCUAGACGAUGAAUCAGAGAAAAAAGUCGUUCGGAUGGUGCUACGUCUGCUAGAGGACAAAAAUGGGGAGGUGCAAAAUUUGGCUGUCAAGUGUCUCGGUCCGUUGGUGAACAAAGUUAAGGAGAACCAGGUAGAAACGAUAGUCGACUCACUGUGCGCUAACAUGGUAUCCAACAACGAACAACUUCGUGAUAUUUCCAGCAUAGGUCUUAAGACGGUCAUUUCGGAGCUACCGCAGUCUUCAAACUCAUUGGUACCGAAUGUUUGCCAGCGUAUCACUGGCAAGUUAAGCAACGCAAUUGAAAAGGAAGACGUUUCCGUUCAGUUGGAAGCACUAGAUAUUCUAUCGGAUUUAUUGUCACGCUUUGGCGACUUGUUGGUCCCGUUUCAUGAACUUAUCCUAAAAGCUCUAGUACCGCAGUUGGGAUCGGCUCGGCAGGCAGUUCGCAAGCGUACGAUAGUGGCUCUAUCUCAUCUAUUGACAACGUGUAACAACAACGCUUACAAUAAGGUCAUCGAGCAUUUGCUGGACGGGUUGGAGAAGCCCCAGAAUCAAGGGAUGGUUCGGACCUACAUUCAAUGCUUGGCUGCUAUUUGUCGUCAAGCGGGACAUCGGUUGUGCAACCAUAUCGAGCGUGUAAUGUUCUUAUUGAACCAAUACAGCCAUCGUGACGACGAUGAGCUACGUGAGUUUUGUCUGCAGGCAUGUGAAGCAUUUGUGCAGCGAUGCCCGGAAGCGAUCUUACCCCAUAUCCCUUCGAUUGUUGAGCUCUGUCUAAAGUACAUCACGUACGAUCCGAAUUACAAUUACGAAGCUGAUGAUGGUGACGGUGGUGUUGCUAUGGAUAUGGAAGACGAUGAAGAUAUCGAUAGCGAAGAAUACAGCGAUGACGACGACAUGAGUUGGAAGGUACGUCGUUCGGCAGCUAAGUGUUUGGAGUCCGUUAUUUCAACAAGACAUGAGCUUUUGGAGGACUUUUAUAAGACAUUGUCACCAGCUCUGAUUGCUCGUUUUAAAGAGCGCGAAGAAAAUGUGAAAUCGGACAUUUUUCAUGCAUAUAUUGCGCUGUUGAAGUCUACUCGACCCAUUGGCGAUGACAUUGCUCAUGAUCCCGAUUCCAUGGAACAGGUGCCGAGCUCCAUAAGCAUGUUACAGGACCAAGUACCGAUGAUAGUAAAGGCAGUGCAACCGUUGAUGCGGGAGAAAUCAGUCAAAACUCGGCAGGAUUGCUUCCUGUUGUUGCGAGAACUUUUGAACGCGUUACCUGGAGCUUUGUCUAACCAUAUCGAUCAACUGAUGAGUGGCAUCCAUUACUCGCUUAACGAUAAAAAUUCGACAUCGAACAUGAAGAUUGAUGCACUGGGUUUUGUUCAUUGUAUGCUGGCAGGUCACAAUCCUCAAGUUUUCCACCCUCAUAUUAAGACAUUGGUUCCACUAAUUGAGGCAGCAGUUUUUGAUGCAUUUUAUAAAAUUGCUACCGAAGCUCUAAUGGUUUUGCAGCAACUGGUGAAAGUUAUUCGCCCACUGAACAUACAAACCAGCUUUGAUUUCACACCCUAUGUACAGCCACUUUACACAAGCACCCUACAGAGGUUACGUUCUCCUGAAGUUGACCAAGAAGUGAAAGAACGUGCCAUUGCUUGCAUGGGUCAGAUAAUCGCCAACAUGGGAGAUGUUUUGCAACAAGAACUAAACACGUGCUUGCCGCUGUUCAUGGAACGACUGCGUAAUGAAGUGACUCGAUUAAGCUCAGUUAAAGCCCUGACUAUGAUUGCUGCCUCUCCGUUGCGUGUGAAUCUCAGUCCAAUUAUCACAGAAGUGGUUCCGGUAUUAGGAUCAUUCUUACGAAAAAAUCAACGUGCGCUUAAACUGAACUCGUUAACACUGUUGGACACAUUGAUUACACAUUACAAUCAAUUCAUCGACCCGAUAUUGCUAUGCAACGCCGUUUCAGAAGUACCACCAUUGUUGUGCGAGUCCGAUCUUCAUGUUGCUCAGCUUUCGCUUGUACUACUUACCUCUGUUGCUCGUCAGCAACCGCAGGCGCUCAUUGGAGUCCAUGAAUUGAUUCUGCCUGAAGUAAUGAUCUUGGUACGAUCACCGUUGUUGCAAGGAACGGCACUCAACUGCACGUUAAACCUAUUUCAAGCUUUGGUGCAGGCAAACUUACCGGGUCUCAGCUAUCGACAUUUGCUAAACAUGUUAAUGCAUCCUGUGCACAACCAGCAGCAAGGUCCAACCCUACACAAGCAAGCAUAUCAUUCGCUGGCUAAAUGUGUUGCCGCUCUAACGCUUCAGGUGCCAAACGAAGCAGUAACCGUAGCUCGAGAGUUUCUGCGAGAAAUUCAAAAUAGACGUAGCGACGCUCAUUUAGUUUUUUAUCUUCUGACAAUUGGUGAAAUUGGUAGGCACUUCAAUCUUAACGCAAUCGACUCACUUGCACAGAUUAUACUGAACUGCUUCUCAGCGUCAUCGGAGGACGUGAAAGGAGCCGCAUCCCAUGCUUUGGGAGCGAUUGCCGUUGGUAACAUGAGUCACUAUCUGCCAUUUAUUUUGACUGAAAUCGAGGCUCAACCAAAGCGGCAAUAUUUGCUUCUUCAUUCGCUGAAGGAAGUUAUCACGUCGUUGUCAACCAGCAAACAGGGUCUGGAGCAACUCCUUCCGUCGGUGCCAUCUAUCUGGGCACAACUGUUCAAACAUUGCGAAUGUUCAGAGGAAGGGUCUCGCAAUGUCGUUGCCGAAUGUUUGGGAAAACUGGUGCUCGUUAAUCCUGAAGAAUUACUGCCACAAUUGCAAUUAGCGCUACGAAGCGAGAGUCAUUUGAUGCGGACCGCAGUUGUCUCGGCAAUUAAAUUCACCAUCUCCGAUCAGCCACAAUCAAUCGAUCCUUUACUGCGACAGUGCAUCGGACAGUUCCUUUUCGCUCUGCAAGAUCCGGAACCAGCAGUACGACGAGUAGCACUGGUAGCCUUCAAUUCUGCUGUGCACAAUAAGCCAAGUUUGGUACGGGAAUUACUUCCGGAGUUGCUACCACAGUUGUAUUCGGAGACGAAGGUUAAGAAAGAUCUGAUUAGAGAAGUGGAAAUGGGCCCAUUCAAACAUACUGUGGAUGAUGGUUUAGAUAUACGAAAGGCCGCAUUCGAGUGUAUGUACACAUUGUUGGAACAGGGUCUUGACCGGGUAGACAUCAUGCAAUUUUUGGAGCACGUGCAGGCUGGUUUGAAAGAUCACUAUGACAUAAAGAUGUUAACAUACUUAAUGACUGCUCGAUUGGCCAUACUUUGCCCGUCAGCAGUGCUACAAAAACUUGAUCAAUUUGUAGACCCACUUCGUGCAACCUGCACAUUGAAGGUAAAAGCCAACUCCGUCAAGCAAGAGUAUGAAAAACAAGACGAACUGAAACGGUCGGCUUUGCGCGCCGUUGCUGCACUUCUGCAAAUCCCUAAAGCAGAUAAAAAUCAACACUUAGCCGAGUUUUUGCAACUGAUUCGUAGCUCAUCAGAGUUACAACCUCUGUUUGAAUCGGUUCAGAAAGAUUCAUCCGUGUUAAGCAACAACAACGCAGACAGUCUAACGAUGGACCAGAGCUAGGUGGAACGCAGUUGUGGUGUUGUUGUAUCGAGUUAUUGGUUUAAAAAACGCAAGGUGUGGUAGAAUGCUGCUCAUUGAGAUUACUGUCGCAUCGAGUUAGUAGCGGUCUUCUUGUCGAAUGCUUUUGUUCAUUUGCAUGAUGUGUGACCCUCGUAUGACUUUAAUUAACAAUAUUUAAUCAGAAGAAACAUUUUGAACGAAGGAUUUGCGAUAAAAAAGGAAAAAGAUUUUAUAUGAAGAAACACGUCUCAAUAUUACAUUUAUCAAAUGCAUUUAGAGUAAAUGACAGGAUAGGGAUUUUAUAGCGUGUUGUUUAAAAAUGAACGAAGAAUGCUAUGUCAAAAACAAUAAAAUUGAACACUUGUAACAGCUGCUAUUCAACAGUCCCGAGAAUCAUAAUCGUACAGAGUUAUGAAACAGUGUGGCAUAAUAAACUCCACCUUUUAGUUUCUAAAUCCAACGGUCAAAUAAAAACAAAUCUUCUACAGAUUACUGUUAAAAGUAACCAGUGAAUAAAUGCCAGCUUGAU